This is a messenger RNA of Aspergillus calidoustus, 846 nucleotides long. The record is from the annotation of a GenBank genome assembly. Lineage: Eukaryota; Fungi; Ascomycota; Eurotiomycetes; Eurotiales; Aspergillaceae.
AUGGCUUGUCUAAGUGCUGAGUCCAAGCCCGCUAAACCUGCUGCCGCCGAAACCACCGAGCCGACCGUGCUGACCAAUUGGGGAGCGAUCCAGGAGGAAAAGGCUCGUGUUCUUUUCGCCAAGUACGGAUUGACACUCGAACCUGGAGAGUGGAAGGCCGUCAGCGAUGUCCCCGUCCAGCGUGUCACCAAGAGCAUCCGCAUGCGCGUUCGCCGUACCUGCCACCGCUGCCAGACGACCUUUGGCCCCGACAAGGUCUGCGUGAACUGCCAGCACGUCCGUUGCAAGAAGUGCCCGCGACACCCGCCCGCGAAACCCAAGGACAAGAAGGAGCAGGCAGGGUCGGCGCUCCAGACCAUCAUCGCCCAAAAGACGGAAGCCGUGCAACCGAAGCAAAAGGAACCCCCGCUCACGAUUCCCUCGCGAACAGGCGGGCAGGAUCUCAUCCGCAAGCCCGUCCGCCAGCGAGUGCGACGGACGUGUCACCGCUGUAAUACGGUCUUUGCUGCCCACGCCACGGAAUGCAGCAGCUGCAAGCAUAUCCGGUGCAAGAUUUGUCCCCGCGAUCCGCCCAAGUUACACAAAUACCCCGACGGUUAUCCUGGUGAUGCAGAACCCCCUGUCGAACCACCAGCACGGACCUGGAAACGGCCUCGCCAGCGUGUACGCUACACAUGUCACAUCUGCUCGACCGUCUACCGGUCGGGCGAGAAGAAUUGCUCCAGUUGCGGACACGCAAAGGGCCCAGAAACGAUCCGAGACCCGCCGAAAAAGCAAAAGCCGGAGCCAGACCCCGAGAUAGUGAGACGAGUGGAGGAGAGGCUCGCCAGCAUCAAGGUUAUUUAG